Molecule: messenger RNA, 237 nt
Organism: Phaeodactylum tricornutum CCAP 1055/1
Lineage: Eukaryota; Bacillariophyta; Bacillariophyceae; Surirellales; Neidiaceae
Exons: 2
Source: RefSeq, a predicted model, not a curated record
AUGACACAAAUUACACAAGUCAGUUGCGGCGCCAAUCAUACGGCUGCGUUACGAGCCAACGGUGCUGUUUUGACAUGGGGUAGUAAUGAAAAUGGACAGCUUGAUCAGGAUGGUAGGCGAGCUUUGCAGCUUCCAUCACCCAUUUCAGCUUUGGAGGAGUUACCUCUCGUAGCAGUGUCGGCUGGGAAACGACACGCUGUUGUCAUAACAGCGCACGGCUCCGCAUUUUCUUGGGGA